AUGGCUCUUACAUCAUUCAGAGCUACAAGAACUGGUUCUUUCCUGAAGUUUGACGUCCCAUCAUGCGGACGCUCAAGGCCAUUGUUAUCUCAAUUCCCUCCCUGGCUAUGUUACGAUCUGCGCCCAAGCUCACCCAUUCGAUAUCGCUCGCGACGAACGAUCCAAUCAAAUCCAAGUAUUCGUAUAGCAGUACGUUUCUAUGUCACUGAAAAGCUACACCAAUCACCUUCUGAUCAACAAGCUUCAUAUCAUCGACUUCGACCCAUAAUAGAUACUUUUGAAGCGCCGAUAGAUUGGGCCGUCGCUUAUGGAAGUGGGGUCAUGAAGCAGGCCAAAGCUAAGCCUGGAGAUCCCCCAUCACUUACUGACCUUCUCAUCUCGACCCCCUCAGCUAUAGACUUUCAUACGAUCAAUCUUCGUCAAAAUCCCUCACAUUACCCUUUGCAUGCUCGUUUAAUGGGUGCAGGACGUAUAGCUCAUGUACAAGAGAAUUGGGGUGCCGGAGUAUGGUACGUUACAGAUGUAAAGCUUAAUGGUACUGCAGUAAAAUAUGGUAUAAUAUCAACAUCGUCACUUAUCACAGACCUAGUCGAAUGGGAAACAUUCUACUUAUCUGGUAGAUUACAAAAGCCAACACUUUCACUACAAUCUCCUUCUUCAUCUUCUACCUUGACUUCGGCCUUGGAAACGAACCAUAAAUCAGCUUUAUCAAUGGCACUCUUACUAUGUCCAGAAUCAUUCGAAGAGGAUUAUCUAUGGGAAAAAAUAGCUGGAUUGAGUUAUUCUGGUGAUCCAAGGAUGUCUGUUCCUGGAGCUGAAAAUCCUGAAAAAGUGCGAAAUAUAGUUAGAGGUGAAGGCGCCAGAGAAGGUUUUAGACACAUGUAUGGUCCUUUCUUAUUGCAAAAGGGAGUUACAUUCGAUCAAGGAAAAGAAUUGAUAUGGAAAGAGAAUGGCGAAACAUCAUUGAAUCAACCUAUCUCAGCAGAACAUCAAGCUGAACUAUUCAGUUCCUUACCGUUGUCUUUGCGUAAAGCUAUAUCAACCCAUUUCCCUUCGAUUGAAGCUACCGCCCUAACUGGGAAGGACGUUUGGAUCAAAGACGUUGGUGAUCCUAGAUUCAGAUCAAUUAUCUCAACCGAACUAAGAAAUAUCAUUCAUCGACCUGCGCUGAGGCAAUCGGUAAAAGGCUUGUUCACUGCUGGAUUUACCAAGAGUUUCUGGUACGCUCUGGCCAAAGUUAGGAAAUGGUUCAAGGGUAGAGGAGGUAAAUGA
This is a messenger RNA of Kwoniella shivajii, 1272 nucleotides long. RefSeq lists its product as uncharacterized. Gene Ontology annotation, molecular function: phosphatidate cytidylyltransferase activity. NCBI's taxonomy places the organism in Eukaryota, Fungi, Basidiomycota, Tremellomycetes, Tremellales, Cryptococcaceae. The transcript has 5 exons. Bases 1 to 1272 code for a protein of 423 amino acids. Gene Ontology annotation, biological process: CDP-diacylglycerol biosynthetic process; cardiolipin biosynthetic process. Gene Ontology annotation, cellular component: mitochondrion. The record is from RefSeq and is a predicted model, not a curated record.